Messenger RNA from Harpegnathos saltator (Jerdon's jumping ant), 6355 nucleotides. It is a transcript of the gene mon2, whose product is annotated as Mon2 homolog, regulator of endosome-to-Golgi trafficking. The coding region runs from base 476 to 5458 and encodes 1660 amino acids. The transcript is spliced from 25 exons. The record is from RefSeq and is a predicted model, not a curated record. NCBI's taxonomy places the organism in Eukaryota, Metazoa, Arthropoda, Insecta, Hymenoptera, Formicidae.
UCGCACCGUUGCAUACGUGUCUACCAAUAGCUACGUGUCUGUCAAUCGUAUGAUUGCAACAAGCGUAGCACAGUCAUAAUUACGCGACGACACUUACGGCCAUUUAUCAUCACGAUCAUUAAACAGUUUUCUCGUGGUAAUAAAUAAUACGAGUUCGACGCGAUACAUCGGCAAUAACCUUGCAUGUCACAUCGUGCCGUUUAUGAACAGCCGCGAUGACCCGCCCAAUGUGAUCUCUGAGCACGACGACUACGAGAGGGCGAUCUCGAUGGAUCGUCAUCUGUCCGCUAUUCCUAUCGCCGUCGACGACGACAGUUGGCAUCGCAAAGUAUACCAGUCCCGCAACAACAGUUUGGACGUCGCGCACGACGACGCUUAGCGUCUUGUUUCGACGAGUUGUCAUGUGCCCAACGAUCGAGAUCGUGACGAUCUGAAGGACACCGAGUAACGGCCUUCAACGGCAGCAUCGUCAACGAUGGCGAGCCCCGUCGUUGGCGGUAACCCGGAAAAUGCCUCCAAGUUCUUGGAGGCUCUGCAGUCGGACCUCAAGGUACUCGCUUCGGAGACCAAGAAGAAGUAUCCGCAGAUCAAGGAAUCAUGUGAGGAAGGAAUUGCAAAAUUGAGGGCAGCAUCAAGUAACCCAGGGACACCGAUAUAUUAUGUUAUCAAUCAAAUACUUUAUCCUUUGGUUCAGGGUUGUGAGAGUAAAGAUAUAAAAAUUAUCAAGUUUUGCUUAGGCACGAUGCAGAGGUUAAUAACACAACAAGCAGUAGAUCAGAAAGGUGCACGAUACAUCACAGAUACUUUAUGGCUGUUAAUGGAAUCGGGUACAGAAGAAGUUAAAGUUUUGCAGACAGUAACUUUACUACUUACUAGUAAUGCUGUAGUACAUGGAGAUACCCUUGCAAGAAAUUUGGUGCUCUGCUUUCGGUUACACUUCACAAAAGACUGUACAACAAUAAACACAGCUGGUGCUACUGUAAGACAAUUAGUUUCCCUGGUAUUUGAGAGAGUGGUUGCCGAGGACGAGCAAAGUCCUGAUCAGCAGGACUCUGAUGAAGUUAAUCUAGAGGAACUAAAAAUUCCAACGAAUCAAGCACCUAAAGGUCUUGGCCCUUGCGCUGCAGAUGCAUACUUAAUGUUUCAGGACUUAGUUCAGUUGGUUAAUGCUGAUCAACCAUAUUGGCUAAUAGGCAUUACUGAGAUGACUAGGACUUUUGGUUUGGAGCUACUAGAAUCUGUUUUAACAAACUUUUCAUCGGUCUUUUUUAAGCAUCCGGAAUUUAGUUUCUUACUGAAGGAGAGAGUAUGCGCGCUCGUGAUAAAACUCUUCUCGCCUAACAUCAAAUAUCGUAAUUCAGUGCCAGCCUCUUUGCAACAGGCUACGCCGUUGGAUAAACCUUACUUCCCUAUCAGUAUGAGACUCUUGCGAGUUGUGUCUAUUUUGAUACAGAAAUAUCAUUCCUUGCUGGUGACAGAGUGCGAGAUAUUCCUAUCGUUGAUUGUGAAAUUUUUGGAUCCUGAUAAGCCCACUUGGCAGAGAGCUUUAGCACUGGAAGUUUUGCACAAAAUGACUGUGCAGGCAGAUUUGCUGACAAACUUUUGCGAAUGUUACGACUUAAAACCUCACGCUACAAACAUUUUCCAGGAUAUCGUCAAUAGUUUAGGCGCUUAUGUACAUAGCCUCUUUGUGAACCCACAGAUGAUGAGCCAGACAGCAACGAGCACAACCGUACCUCAAGGCACAGGAUCGCCAUUAUUCACAGCAAUGCCGAUCGGACCCGGCGUGUCACCCCAACCUGGGUUCUAUUCGCGCGGCAUCUGGUUACCAGUAGUAGCAACGUUUACAAGCGGACAAGCCAAACCAACUUAUUUGGAAAUGCUGGACAAAGUCGAACCGCCACAAAUACCAAUCGGUUACGGAAUCAGUAUAGCUUACGCGUGCCUAUUAGACAUCAUAAGAUCGAUCGCGCUGGCCAUAAAUGGAACGUCGAAGGAGGAUAACGGCGAGGAUCAAACUUAUCAGCCGGACGAAGCCGAACGAAAGCUUCAUGUACAAUUGAUCAACUCGAGUUGGUGCGGACUAUUGGCAGCUCUUAGUCCGUUAAUAGACGCCAGCACGGACGAGUCCGCAACGGAAAACGUCUUGAAAGCGAUCCAAACGUUCGCGUCGCUUUGUGGCCAAUUGGAGCUGCAAGCACCGCGCGACGCCUUCAUCACCGCGAUUUGCAAGGCCUCAUUGCCGCCUCAUUACGCAUUAACGGUACUUUACAACGCACCUCAAGGUAUACCGACCGCGAGACAGCAAGACUCUUCGCAGUACAACCUGACUAUGGGCGAGCCGGAUUACAGGCAGCAAGUGGUCGCCGUUGGCACGCCGUUGCCAACGGCGUCCUUGCCAAUCGGCGCACAUCAAGGCCCUGUGAUGUUGACCGCGAAAAACUUGCAAUGCAUGCGCGCAUUGUUAUCGUUGGCUCAUUGCCAUGGCAGCAUACUCGGCAGUGCGUGGCACUUGGUACUUACCACUCUUCAACAUCUCGUUUGGAUACUUGGUCUCAAGCCAUCUACCGGAGGAUCGCUGAAAGCUGGGAGAACUGCGGCCGAUCCAAAUGCCGUGCUUACGAACGCUGUUAUGGCGGAUUUGCCAGUACUCAGCGCUAUGCUCAGUAGAUUAUUUGAAAGCAGUCAACAUCUAGACGAUGUGGCUCUGCAUCAUUUGAUAGACGCCCUGUGUAAACUGAGUCACGAGGCUAUGGAGUUGGCGUAUUCGAAUCGCGAACCGUCACUGUUCGCCGUUGCGAAACUUCUGGAAACGGGUUUGGUGAAUUUACCGCGCGUGGAGGUACUCUGGCGGCCAUUGACAAAUCAUUUGUUGGAAGUUUGUCAACAUCCGCACAUUCGUAUGAGAGAAUGGGGAGUGGAAGCGAUCACGUACCUUGUUAAGAUGGCUCUCCAGCACAAGUACCCGCAACCACUUCGCGAUAAUCAGAAAUUGCAAACAUUACUAUUAGGACCACUAUCAGAGUUAUCGUCUGUGCGUCACGGAGAUGUUAGACAGCGACAAUUGGAGUGUGUUUUACAAGUGCUUCAUGGCGCAGGAGAGACAUUGUAUCAUGGCUGGCCUUUGGUCCUUGGUAUUAUAGGAGCAGUUUCUGAUCAUCAUGGCGAAGCUUUAGUUCGCAUAGCUUUCCAGUGUCUGCAGUUGGUUGUAACGGACUUUUUACCGGCGAUGCCUUGGCGAUGUCUUCCGCUGUGCGUCGAUACAGCCGCUAAAUUUGGAUCACAAACACAAGAAUUGAAUAUCUCACUUACAGCUGUCGGUCUAAUGUGGAAUAUCAGCGAUUACUUUUUCCAAAAUAAAGAGAAAUUAUGUGUUUGUUUACGCGGAGAUUCGUCGUCAGUGUUUCCUGACUUUCCCGGCACGACAAACAUGCCGGCGUUCGACAAACUGUGGAUGUGUCUAUACGCAAGAUUAGGGGAUUUAUGCGUCGAUUCGCGACCUGCUGUGCGCAAAUCAGCGAGUCAGACUUUAUUUUCUACUAUAUCCGCGCACGGUAGCUUGUUACAUCAACCAACAUGGCAAGCGGUGCUUUGGCAAGUGCUAUUUCCAUUGCUAGACAAAGUGAGAAGUCUGUCUAAUUCGGCUAGUAGCGAAAAGGUCGACACUAGUGGAAACAUACUUAUUCAUCACAGCAGGAACACAGCACAAAAACAAUGGGCGGAAACACAGGUUUUAACGUUAAGCGGCGUAGCUAGAGUGUUCAAUACGAAACGUCAACUGUUACAAAUGUUGGGAGAUUUUCCUAGAGCAUGGUCGCUGCUGCUCGAAUUCAUAGAAAACUCCGCACUCAGUAAGAAUAACGAGGUAUCCUUGGCAGCGUUGAAAUCGUUCCAAGAGAUUCUCUAUCUUCAGAAGGGAAGCGACAAUACCGAGGUAAUUCAGUCGAACGACUCGGAAGGCCUGUGGGUCGUAGCGUGGCGCGUGUGGCUCAACAUCGGGAUGGAGAGCACUACUCCGCCGCAGGAGAGUGACACCGAGCCUUACGUGCCAUCGCAGGCGUUCCUCACCGCGCUGGUGCACAUAUUCCCGGCCGUUUUCCAGCAUAUUAGAAACAAGUUCACCGGACCCGAUCUGCAAAAAUUAUGUAUCGUACUGAAGAACGCGGUAGCCGUUCCGGUACACGGCGAGUCGACGCCUUACAUCGUGCCGUCAGUGCCGGACGUAGUUCUCACUCACUUGCAGGACGGAGUGCUGCAUUCUAUGGAGCUUCUGCAAAAGGAAGCGUUAAACGGCCCCGACAACUUACGGACGAUGAUCGUGCUAAUAUUCCUUCAGCUACUGAGCUUUUCGAAGCUGGCAUGCGAGGCGCCCAUCUACGGUAAAAUACCAACGAAACACAUCUCCCAAAUUAGAGGCGUGUCUGUGCGUACUUGGACUUCACAACUUGGACUUGUGGCUACCGAUUGGGUCACGAUGAAUUACGUUCCGUUCGGCGAGAAAGCGCUAUCGAUGGUCGUGAGCUUGUAUCAGAAGACCGCGCACGAGAUGGCUGUGAUCGACGGCCAGGUUCUGAAGCACAUCGUGGAAGCGCUGCAUGUGCCGUUGUCUAUGAAAUACGCGUGUCCAUCCGCGACUACGUGGAAGUUGGCCGUUACCAGUCUACUAGCUGUUCUGCACACCGGGCUGCCGCUCGCCAGGAAGUAUCCCGAGCAAUUCCAGAGUAUGUGGCUCGAACUGGCGAGCACGUUGGAUGAUUUCUUGUUCCCCAAAAGUGUGCUGAAUGUAGAACGCGGGGUUGAAGAAAUCCAGGCCGACGAGGCAGUCGACUGUCAGGUUAUGGAAUUAUUGAGGGACGAGGUAUUACCACACUCUCAACAUAUACCUCAUCAGUUUAUACUGAGAGUCGUUAUGCUCUUAAAUAAGGGUUCCAUACAUUCAGCUACCACGGCGAAUAUCGAAAAUGGCGCGGAAACGAAGUUGCGUGAGGAAUUUGCGAAAACAUGCUUCGAGACUCUCCUGCAAUUUUCUCUGUUGGAUGGAUUAAACAAUGACGCGGAGAAUAGCCCGAAGAGGAAUCCAGAAAACGAUGAAGGUGGAAUCGCUGGGCGAUUGGCGGUUACGGCACUUUUGCACAGAUUUCAAGAAGUUCUCCGGCGAUAUAUCGAGAGCGAAAGGCGAAGCGGGAAGUGCCCGCUGCCUAGGUACAGAUUGUCGGAGAUAUCGUUUGUCCUGAAAGCUGUCGCUACUCUCGUAGUGUCCCUCAAGAAAGCGCCACCUAAUAAAGUCGAAAGAUCAGUGUGGGAGCAACUGAUCGGACUAUACCCAUGCUUGGUGGAAUGCACAAUAGCGACAACUUCUGGACAGGUCUCCAGGUCGUUACGGGAGGCCCUGCUACAAUAUCAUGAUUUAUUGCGGGCGCCGGUUCACAGCAGCACGCCGACCUCCAAUGGUGUUUGACCAAUACAUUCGUUUCUUUUAACCGGUAGCACGAACUUGCGCUAAAUAAGCUGAAGCAUGGGGUGAGUAAUUUGCUUGUGUAACACUCUGACGCGCGGCAAAAUAUGCGAAUACCGAUUUUACAUAGAGAACACAUCAUUCUUUUGCCGUAUAGUUACGCUCAAAGUAGAAUAAAUAUCGCGUUUGGAUUCUUUAUUUCAAGUGCGAUCCCGGUAAUCUGGUAUAGUCGCCUUCGUGAGAUAAUGUAGAUCAUUGUGAUUUAUUCCAUUCACAUUUGCCGACACACUAUUUUUACGCCGUUGCAGUACAAUAAUCAAAAUACGAACAGAAUUUCUAGAUCGAUGCUCUUAGUGGGGAAUUUUAUAUGAAUUUACGUAAUCUUUCUCCCUUCUUUCGAUUCAUAAUCAUGUUGAGUAACAGACAUCUCUUUGCGAAAUUUGCGCUGUUAUGAACGCAAUAGUAGUGCGAAGGGCAUCCGUAGGGUCGUUAUGCAGAUUAAAUGAAAGAUAGAUACGAGGACAAAUGUUGCGAAAGAGGACUUGUUACUUUGUGUAUUUCCACUGGAGAGUAGGAAUCACUGUGUUCCAAUAGUGCAACUAGUAGUUUGUUACUAUCUUUUCGAGUAUAUGUGAAGAGAAAUGCUGUAUAUAUAUAUAUCUGCAGGGAAUGUACAAGCCAGCUUUUCUAAUUGGUGUUGUAAAUAUUAUACGAAAUAUAUAUAUAUUAUACAUAUUAGAGAGUGCAGGUACCAGGCGAUUUUAUAAAUAAUAUAUGAAACUUUAUCAUUAUCUACUAUUCUUACAAAUUGCGUGGCGCCGUAAGUUAUAUAUUACCAAAAUGUAAAUAAAUCUAUGAAGAUUAAAUAAAACCCUGGGGCGGCUGUUAUUUUCUCUCUUA